AUGUCUACAGCCAAAGCAUGGAUCUACACCACGCCGGGCUACCCGCAGACGCUCAGGCUCGACGAGACGCAGGUACCAGCCGAGCCGAGUCCGCACCAUGUCCUCAUCCACAUCAAGGCAAACGCGCUGAACCCCGUCGACAUCCAGCUGAUGAACUUGUUCAUCAAUGCCGUGCCGGGCUUCCGGGGCCCCAAAAUAGCCGGCCGGGACUUCUCGGGCGUCGUGCUCGCGGCGGCGCCCGGCACCGCGUUCAAUAAGGGCGACGAGGUCAUGGGCGUGACGCUGGGCAUCGACGGCUCUGGCGCCCUCGUCGAGGUGGCGCACCUCGACACCCGGAGCAGCUGCAUCGUCAAGAAGCCCUCGCACAUGACCUGGAACCAGGCCGCGAGCCUGCCACUGGUUUGGUUGACGGCGUACACCGCCAUCGAGAAGUGCGCCCCCUUCAUGAAGAAGUCGCCGGCGGGCGAGAACAAAAUCGCCAUCCUGGGCGGCAGCUCCAGCACGGGUAUCUACUCCAUCUGGCUGGCAAGGCAGCGCGGCUGGAAGGUCUUCACGUCCUGCUCGGGCCGGAACCGCGAUUUCGUGAAGCAGAAGGGCGCGGAGGAUGUCAUGGAUUAUACCACGUCGCCUGAUGCCGUUACAUCUACCGUGGCAGGCUUCAAGCCGGACGCCAUCAUCGACUGUGUUGGGGGCACCGAGUGCAUCGGCCUGGCGCCGCAGUACGUGACCAUCGUCGGCGACAAGACCAGCCGCGCGAGCAUAGGAGGCAGUAUUUUGUACUAUUCCUACCCGCGCAUGUACAUGCGCUGGCUUCUGGGCUACGUGGGGUGGGGGAACUCGUACGAGUGCAUCAUAUUGCAGACGGAGAAGACCUGGCUGGAGAAGGCGGGGGAGUUGGGAGACAGGGACAUCGUGAUCGACAGCGUGUUUGAAUUUGGGGAGGUUAAGGAUGCGUUCGAGAGGCUGGAUACUGGUAGGGCGCGAGGGAAGGUGGUGGUCAGCAUGGUAUGGAUGACGGGUUGA
Messenger RNA from Anthostomella pinea, 1023 nucleotides. The record is from the annotation of a GenBank genome assembly. NCBI's taxonomy places the organism in Eukaryota, Fungi, Ascomycota, Sordariomycetes, Xylariales, Xylariaceae.